Messenger RNA from Daphnia pulicaria, 613 nucleotides. Its product is annotated as protein snakeskin-like. Lineage: Eukaryota; Metazoa; Arthropoda; Branchiopoda; Diplostraca; Daphniidae. The transcript is spliced from 5 exons. Gene Ontology annotation, biological process: septate junction assembly. Bases 57 to 503 code for a protein of 148 amino acids. The record is from RefSeq and is a predicted model, not a curated record.
GCAUCUUUCCAUCAUUCCACAUCCAGCAACCGAAGAAACGACAGCCAAAAUAAUUAAUGAAAAUGUCCGAUACACGUGCACUGGCCCAUGCUCGAGGAGCGAUGAAAAUUGCCGAAGUGGCUUUAGCUGUUGUUUGCCUGGUCGUUUAUCGCCACUACAAACUCAGUUUUGGCGGAACUGAUUCGGCAGCCGCAGAUCGUUACAUCGUUGGAAUAGUUACAUUCGGGGGGAUGCUACUCGUCUCUGGGCCUUUACUUCUCGCUUACAUUCGCUCGCCGGCCGGCAUUGUGAAUUACUACACACCUUUCCUCGAAGUUAUUUAUAACGUUAUCGGCUUUGUGCUGUUCUUAACGGUCGGAGGUUUGGUGUUGGAGCACUACAAAGGACAUUUAAAACCUCUGACAGGCAACGAGCCUGGAGUCGCCCUUGGGGCGAUUUGCAUAAUCAAUUCCGUUAUUUACUUGAUCGAUGCUUCCCUGGCUAUCAAGCAAGGACUUGAAUAAUGCGAGAAGUCACGCAACCGGAAGAAGCCAAAUGAAUUUUUUUUUUUACUUAUCCAAUGUAGAUUAAUGAAUGAUAAUGUUGGAAGGAUGAAUACAGAAUUACAGAUUUA